UGAGGGCUCUGGGGAUCCAACAUGAGGUUCAGUUCGGGUCUGGGUGUCAGAACCACACUGUUCUGAGGAUCCAACACGAAGUCCUUCAGCCUUAUCUGGAGGUUUUAGUGGAUGAAAGAUUCUUCUUGAUUGAUUCAAAUCAGAAGUGUUCCUCUGGUUGACCAGAAGCUGCUUCAUCGCUGCAGCUGAAAUGUUCAAUGUUUGAAGCAGAAACUGAGAAGCUCGGAGCUUCGUCUCCGACAUGAAGAGGAAAUUAACCUCAACAAAUGAAACUGGAAAUCCUUCUGGCAGAGUUUCGGACUGGUUCUGUGACCAGGAUAUGUGAGAAUAGACUUCUGAUGGACGAUCAUCUGGUGGAGCGGUCCGGACUGGAACCACUUCAUCUUCAGAUCAGAGAGAUGAAGAGGCGAGAGAAAGAAGAGAAGCAAACGAAGUCAACCAGCCAGAGAACAGAAGAGGAAGAUGAGCAGAGGAAGACAAGCGUUCAGAGCCCAGUGGAGGAGGAGGAAGAAACCACUGACCAGAGAAGAGCUGCUGCUGCUGAUGGUGAUCAGCUAAAGGAGGAGAAGAAGAAGGAGGAGAACAGGAAGUGUGUGCCAGGUAUCGUCUACCUGGGCCAUAUUCCUCCAAGGCUCCGCCCCAAACACCUGAGGAACCUUCUGUCAGCGUAUGGAGAGGUUGGACGCAUUUUUCUGCAACCAGAAGACCGCCAGGUGAGGAGGAAGAGGAAGAAGUCUGGCUCCAGAAGGUGUGACUUCAUUGAAGGUUGGGUGGAGUUCAGAGACAAGCGAGUGGCAAAGCGAGUGGCGCUGUCGCUCCACAACACGCCGAUGGGCACCAGGAAGCGCCAGAGAUUCUUCUCAGACCUGUGGAACAUCAAGUACCUGCACAAGUUCCAGUGGACUCACCUGAGUGAGCGGCUGGCCUACGAACAGACAGUGCUGCAGCAGAGACUCCGGGCUGAAGUCUCCCAGGUCAAGAGGGAGACCAACUUCUAUCUGAACAACGUGGAGAAGAGCACACACCUGGAACACCUGAGGAGGAAGAGGCAGAGAGAUGGACAGCAGGUGGAGGAGAAGACGUGGGACUUCACCCAGCGCCAGACAGAGGAGGAGAUCCAGAAAAAGAAGAAGAAAAAAGACUCCAUUACCCAGAAACACCUGAAUAAAGCCCACCUCCUACAGUUGGAGAGCCAAUCAAACAUCUCAUUGCUGGCUAAGAUUUUUAACUCCAACCAAUCAGAGUAAAGCUCAGACACCUGUUUCUAUGGGGACAAUAAACACUUCCUGUUCUCUAACUACACAUGAUGUCAGAACAGGAAGGGGCAGGGCCAUUGGGUGGCUCCUCCCACUGCUCCUGUCAGUGUUUUGACUUUUUGUUAUUUGAUGUAAAUAAAGUUUGCUGAACUUUCA
Messenger RNA from Girardinichthys multiradiatus, 1412 nucleotides. RefSeq names its product activator of basal transcription 1 (gene abt1). Gene Ontology annotation, cellular component: nucleolus. Gene Ontology annotation, molecular function: RNA binding. The transcript is spliced from 6 exons. Gene Ontology annotation, biological process: endonucleolytic cleavage to generate mature 5'-end of SSU-rRNA from (SSU-rRNA, 5.8S rRNA, LSU-rRNA); endonucleolytic cleavage in ITS1 to separate SSU-rRNA from 5.8S rRNA and LSU-rRNA from tricistronic rRNA transcript (SSU-rRNA, 5.8S rRNA, LSU-rRNA); endonucleolytic cleavage in 5'-ETS of tricistronic rRNA transcript (SSU-rRNA, 5.8S rRNA, LSU-rRNA). NCBI's taxonomy places the organism in Eukaryota, Metazoa, Chordata, Actinopteri, Cyprinodontiformes, Goodeidae. Bases 267 to 1247 code for a protein of 326 amino acids. The record is from RefSeq and is a predicted model, not a curated record.